This is a messenger RNA of Helicoverpa zea (corn earworm), 9353 nucleotides long. It is a transcript of the gene Wdr81, whose product is annotated as WD repeat-containing protein 81. NCBI's taxonomy places the organism in Eukaryota, Metazoa, Arthropoda, Insecta, Lepidoptera, Noctuidae. The record is from RefSeq and is a predicted model, not a curated record. The transcript has 19 exons. Gene Ontology annotation, biological process: aggrephagy. Gene Ontology annotation, molecular function: protein binding; phosphatidylinositol 3-kinase regulator activity. The coding region runs from base 8 to 6328 and encodes 2106 amino acids. Gene Ontology annotation, cellular component: mitochondrion.
AUUGAUAAUGACUUCAGUUUUGUACGCAACAAAACAAAACAAAACAUCAUUAUAUAUUAUUUUAGACAUGGAUUAUAUAGUUAAGGAAUUAGGUAUAAGUAAUAAGAAUAUAUUCCCCACUGCCUCACCUGGCCUUUACUCCGUCGUCGUCCACACGAGCUGGCUGAAGAAAUGGAUAAAGAACCUCGAAAUAGAUACCUCGCUAAACAAUGUAGAUUUUACCUUGCAGCCUGGUGAAAGUGUACCUUAUCCGUGGCGAAAAAUAUUUAUGAGGGUGUUGAGUAAAAAAGUAUCCAAGGUUCUUCCUCUGCCUCGAUUCAAACUCAACGAGAACACGAACGAUACUCCCCUCACAUUCUCUCAACUGCUGCAAUAUGUCUCACAAAGUAACCAAAGAACAUUAUGGAAAGAAUCUUAUAAGAAGUACUGUCAGAAUAAUGAAGGCAGCAAGGAAAGUACCAUAGUGAAUCUAUUGGAGCAUGACCAGCUCAUGUCCGAGGUCGUGCUGCGCUUGUACGGAUGUAAUAUAAUUAGAGUUAAGUGCGAUGCAACUGGCAAGCAUAUAGAGUACAAAGAGAUUAUACCUAAUAAGCACAUCCUAAAAAUGUAUGAAACUCAUGGCAAUCUACUAGCAGCUAUGUUUACUAUAGAAACAGACAAUAACUUCUUCAUAGUGUACAGAGGUCAAUAUGAUAAUACUCUUCUAGAUUGUUUGAAUUUCAGCCCUAAUUUAAUAGACAUGAAUUACAGCCGAGGUUUGUUUAUUGUGUACCAGUUGUUGAAUUUGUCAAAGGCUAUGAGCGACAGAGGAUUAAGUAUAGGCAUGCUUACUCUUGAAGAUAUUUAUUUGUCUGAGAACUUGUGGAUCCAAGUGGUGCCUAUGAUAACAAAUAACAUACAUUGUUUGGAUGCCUCCCUGAUUAUUGAGCAUAAUAGAAGUAAGCAGACUACUCCUGCAAACAGUCAAGGCCCUCCUAGUAAAAAAGGGGAGGAGUGGUGUUGGAGAAAGGAGGCGGUCCAGUUAGAAAAGCUGUGUAUGCUUUGGGUGAGAGGCCGGAUAUCUAACCUGGAUUAUCUUCUACACCUGAAUAUGUUAGCUGGAAGAUCUGCUAAUGAUCCCCAAGCUCAUUUCAUGGUCCCAUGGGUGACUGAUUUCUCAUCGAGAUGUGGCAGGAACUGGCGCGACCUCAGUAAGUCGAAGUACCGGCUGAACAAGGGCGACAGACAGCUCGACAUGACAUAUGACGUCAGCAGCUGCACCGAUCAGAUACCGCAUCACGUUUCCGACGCCCUCUCCGAUAUUACGUGCUACGUAUAUUUAGCGCGCAGAACACCAAAAGAGGUCCUAUGUAAACACGUGAGGAACAAAUGGGUGCCGGCAGAGUACCCCGCGUCGGUGCAACGGAUGCAGGAGUGGACGCCGGACGAGUGCAUACCCGAGUUCUAUACUGACCCCACUGUUUUUAAGAGCAUACAUGAAGAUUUGCCGGAUCUGGGUAUUCCAUCGUGGGCGACGUGUGUGGAAGACUUUAUAACAAAACACAGGGAAGCGUUGGAGAGUACACAUGUGUCGGAGAACCUUCACCAUUGGAUUGAUAUUACCUUUGGAUACAAACUAUCUGGCCCAGCAUCCAUAAAGGCUAAGAACGUAUGUCUCUCACUGGUGGACGGGCACACGCGGCUGCGUCGCGGCGGCGCCGUGCAGCUGCUGUGUGCCCCCCACCCGCCCCGCGCCGCCCGCGCGCUGCCCCCCGCGCCGCCCCGCCUGCACUGGACUGCGGCUAAGGAUGCUAAAAAAGCCCUUCGAAACGACAGUUCCGACGACAUUUCGGAUGACGAAGAAGAAUCUACCAGCUUACCUCAACACGUUUCCCGGCUAAAUGUUCCUCCCCAACGCGUCAGAUCUCGACAUAAGAGCAGCAGUCGAGCUCGUUCCCUAUCCAAGAGCCAGGGUCUUGAAGACUCUCACACAGUCUCCGAAGGUCGAGCUUCCUCCCACUCUCGACACUACAGGGUCCAAAGGUCAGAACUAGGAAAAGGCGUCAUAUAUCUCCCAAAAGAAUUCAACCCAGUAGCCUCUAUUCAAGCCAUAGAGUCCCUCGAUAACUUCAGAACGAAAUGCUUCUUCACCAAAGCUGAUGAUAAAGAGAAACAUAGAGAAAAUGUCACCACUUUGAACCUGUACCCGGUACAGCAAGAUAUGAGGCAAGAUAGUACCACAUCAACUAAAGAAGGGUCCGAUGAUACGGCGUUUACGAAUCACAUGUUUUUAGCGUCCUACGAUCAAAGUUAUCUGAAGAAAUUCACGCAAGAUGCUCACUUAGAAAGUGUACUCAAGGAAAGGAAGAAUAGGUCCUUCAAUACUCGGUACACCACAGAUGCGGCGAUUUACAAGCAAUUUGUUACAGAGAGUCGAAGGCAAGACAUGUUGGUCAUAGGCUGUUUGAUUGUAGAAAUAUUCCUUCACACAUACAUGAGACCGCUUAGAACGCCCACCGAUAACUUCUUAGAACGAUACAAUAAUUGCCGGACUGUGUUAAAACAUAACUUCAAUGCGUUACCAAGAAGUGUUAGUUACGUGGCCUCAUUACUGCUAAACGUUCAACCCCCUUGCUUAUCUUACAAGAACGAGUUAACUCCCAAAAAGGAGGAGCCAUUAAAGAAGAUUUUAGUUACCGAUAAAGGGUUGCCAGCACCCACUCCUGCGCAACUACUCCAACCGUUAUUAAUGCAACACUUAAUACCAUUCCCGCAAAGCUUUAAUAUUUUAUACAAGUUACUGAAUACGUUGCAUGAAUAUGAUCUCACGAGCACCGAACUGAACAUACUAUACAUGUACGAAUGUGACGGGGUUCAAUGUGAGAAGUACCAAAAUGUCGAUAAAACAAAAUUAUACUUUAAUCAGAAAAUAGCUGAAGGAAAGAUUCAGGCUUGUGCGACACAUCUAGAUGUUCUCCUAAACCAAGUGAACUGUUACAAUCAGUUCGAUGUGCUAGAUAUAUUCCUGUCACAUUACAUAGAAUUACUUCAGAAUAAGGACACAUCAGUAUUAGCCGCGUGGUACUUAUUUGACACUGUGAGCAAAGCCUUAGGUCCUGCAGAGACGAGGAAAAAGUUGCUUAAACAUAUUCUGAAUUUGUACGAAGAUGAUGAUUUUGCUGUGGAUAAACCAGAUCAGCAUAAGUUGACAGAUGUUGACAGUUUAACUCUCGCUGGAGGUGUAUCAAAUAAGCAGAAGUUCGUGAAACUCUAUCACAAUAUAUUCCUUCUUCAAUUGAUGGUCAGAUUAGGUCUUCAGUGCUUCUUAGAUAAUUUUACCCAACAUUUAGUUGAGGCAGUCGGUGGUUACAAAGACGUGACUGAGGAAGUCGGGUCUCCUGGUCAUUUAUGUCACAAUAAAGCCUUGUCCAACAAGAAGCCACGAUAUUCAGAUGAUAAUGUAAAGAAUGCUUUAUCGUCCAACACUGAUAUAUUUUCGCCGGACACUUCAUACGGGUCGGAACACGUGACCACUCCAAGUGUCGAAAAAACUGAGGCGAACGAAGGUUUGAAGGAGAAAGACAGCGAUAAUAGAAGCGAAAAUGAAUUGUUUCACUUCGAAACUGAUAAAGAUAGACUUCCUAGUAGGAGCAGUAGAAGUAAGUCUCCCGCUGAGUCUAUAGACUCUUAUAACUCUAAUACUACUCAAGAGAAUAAUAUACAUACCCCAUCGCCUUCUAUAGAUCAUGUGUCACCAAUAUCGGCGAAAUAUUUCACGCCGAACAACACAGCGCAAAAAGAACCCAACGCUUUAGUCAAUAAAGAUCAAAAUCAUGAAACCAUAACACCGGCUAACAAGCCAACAUCGCCCGUCAUAGAAAUUCCUACCAAACCGAUGUUCACGAGUUAUUUACACUUCGCGGAAGAAGACGAUUCUGAGGAGGUGGAAUUACGAAGAAAGUCUCAUGAUCCUCAAAUAAACUUGGACUUAGGGAGACAUAUGGAGAAUUCUAAAGCUUCUAGAAGUAUGAAUGAUGAUGAUUUUUCUGGUUUCAAAGACCCGAACAGUUCUAAGAUAUCAGAUAUGAGCUCGGAGAGUUUGAUCUGGUUGGCUCAUAGAUUAGGCCCGGUACUUACUUGUAGGUAUAUAACGAGGAAUUUGCUGAAGAUGUUGACUUUGUGUUAUAUUGGGAAGGAUAAUUUGGCGCCGUGGGAUAGUGAGGAGAAAGAUGAGUUCGAUGAGAUAUCGAUAGUGAAUAGUAGAGUGGUGGGAGAUAGGAAUGCGAUGAAGGUCAUCAAGUGCCUCACUUCUAUUGUCGCAAUGUACGGCGAGCAGCUGAUAAUCUUCCAAUACCUCCCGCACAUGGGUGAGCUGAUCGCGUCGUGUCGCCGCCGCCUGUCCGCGCCGCUAGAGGGCGGCGUGGUCGCGUGUCUGCAGUUAGUCAAGUAUCUACUGCCGCAUAUGUCUGAUGUUAAACUUAUGGAGCAGUUGCAGGACACAUUCCUCAAAACCAUCCUGCAACCAGCUCUCCGCCUAGCCUCCACCACUCGUUGUUCGUACCCAAGUGGGGCGGCCGCACGGUGUUCCCUCACUAGGAAACUGUUGGACGCCCUACAUGUGCUAGCCGUCAGGAUUGGACCUGAGAUGACGAGGAGGCAUCUGUGUGUACCGGCUUUGCAGAGAUUCUUCUUGGCGUUUGAUAAAGCGACUGGGAAGACAGAAAACUGGCCGAAACAAGAAGAAAGUACGCCUGAAAAGUCUUCAGACCAAGAAUCAACAGACUCGAAGCCGGAAGGGUUCCUAGAGCUAUGUCGCGACGGCACGACGGCAGAGUGGCGCGUACAAGACGGACGAGUAGUUCGAGCGGACUUACCCGACCUCGCCUGUACCCCGCCCGAUGUGUCUGAACAUCCGCAUGAUACUACUAGGUUAACGGCUCAAGAGGAACUGCUAAUGGUAUUCGACGAGGAGCUAGCGCAUCGAGCGUACACUACAUUCGCUAAGUUCAUAGGCUCCGACACCAUGGAGCGAUGCCUCAAGAACAUCGAUACUGUACGCGCGUUGUGCAGGAAGUAUGAACAUAGUCAUGCUGUUAGCUCUCCCUUCCAAAUUCGUCCCGACAAGCGGGUCCAACCGUCAUUCAGCGACGAGCCUCUAAACCGGAAGACCGAUUACUCUUCUGCCAAGCCUGAGGUCAUAAUGGACCACAUCUCCAGUUCCAACAGCUUUGGGUCCAAUGUGACCCUAGUGGGUAACAGGAUAGAUGUCGCUAGUGACGCGUGUGAUGUCGGUAAUGGACCUCAAGGUCAUGGGUUCGAUGUCGUGGCGUAUAAGGCUGAUAAUGGAGUGAGGAGUAAUAGGCACUUACGAGGCGACUGGCUAAUCUACUGGGAGCAUGAAAUCGGCCGUUCUGACAAGGAAACCCGGUUCAACCUGAAACAGAUCAAGUUGCAGACAUUCGUGGGACACACGCACUCCGUCAAGAGUAUACAUUGCCUGGAUAAUGAGAACAGUUUCAUGAGCGGGUCUAAAGACAAAACUGUAAGGUUGUGGUCUUUGAGGAAUCAGGGCGACGGCAACGCGACUACUCAAUGCAACUGGACGUACACGGGCCACAAGAAAGGCGUACUAUCGCUCACAUUCCUAGAGUCGUUACGUCUGGCGGUGUCCACUGAUUCUGUAGUCCAUAUAUGGGAUCCGUUCAUGGAGAGUGUGGUUUCUCAGUUGGACACCUUAAAGUCCCCAGUAAGCAUAGUGCGUACACUGGCGGGCCCGUCGGCCGCAGUGCUGGCGGCCACCACGGACGCCACGCUGCGGGUCAUCGAUGCUCGCUCGCCGCACACCUCGCAUGAACUGAAGUUACCAAUGAGCGCUACUACCUUCAUCCGCUGCAUGUGCGUGUGUUCGUCCGGCGGCUGGGCGGCGUGUGGGCUGGCCAGCGGACACGUGGCCGUCACCGACCUGCGGACCGGACUCACCAUCGCCACGUGGCGAGCUCAUGAUGGAGAGGUGCUAAGACUGGCAACAGUGGAUGACCACAGACUACUGAGCUCCGGGUUGGAUCAGGUCACUGCGCUGUGGAGGCCUGACGAUGGAGAACUCAUAGCUCAUCUCAAAGGCAGCACGGAACCCGUCCAUUGUCUCUCAGUGUACUACAAAGAGUUAAUAUCGGGCACCACAAACAACCGCAUCGGAGUUCACACGUCAUUAUCACAAGACGCCAGCUUUUCCAGCACUAAGCUACGGUCUGACACGUUCAGAGGAGUUCUGACGUGUAUGGCUGUGUUGCCACUUAAUAGGUUAUUACUACUGGCCAGUGAUAAUGGUACUAUCAGUCUACUGUGCUGAGUUACAGUAUAUUUUCAGUAGCUAAAGUUAAUUCUGAGGUAUCUAUUAACACAUGUCGUCUUGUUGCCACUCAAUAGGCUACUGCUGCUGAGCAGCGAUAAUAGCACCGGUACUUUGCCAAGUAACCAUAGGCCAGUGAUAAUGGCAUCAUCACUUUGCCAAGUCACCGUAGAAUUCACUUACAAAGCUUUUAAAUAAAAAAUAUAUAUAUCAAAUCAAAUCAUCUUUAUUAUCAGGCAUCAAAGGCCCAUAGAUAAAUACCUUAAAACUAGCAUACAUAUGUUAUACAAAAUUGUUAGUAAAUAAAAACUUAAAACUAUGUUAGUAGCACUUCACUUAAUGCACUAUCUACUAUCUGUGCGGUCCUGUGGCACUUGUCCGCGGAAGCGACGGAACACCACGUCCUGUGGCCAGAAGUUCUCGUCCAACACGAGGUGCAGGAAGCACGUCGUGUAUAUAUUUCUGCGUUCAGUAUUUGCUACUGCCACAUAAGUUUCUGGCGACAAAAAUGGCACCUGCAUGUUAUUUUGUGUUGCAUAAGUAAGUGUGUUCUAACUUGUAUGUGUGUCCUUGGCCAAGGUUUGCAAAUAUCGAGAGAUGCUUUGCUUUAGAAUGUCCUUCGUUGAAACGUCUAAAUAUAUCUAUUCUGUCACAAACUAGACGCUUGCUAUUUGCUAGCUUUUGAAAAGCUUAAAUAUAUGAAUAAUUGUCGAUAUUUAAUUGAGCUGUGCUCAAUCUUAAAGUUGGAUAGGAAUUUUAUUUAAAAUUAGUAUUAUUUGAUUAGUCAAGCACCAUAUCACGGCGCUUUUAGUGAUCUCUUACACAAAAAUAAUUAAAUAAAACCUUUGAAUUCAUUUCAAUUCUUAGAAAAGUAGGUGAUAUUAACUGAUCAACCAAAGUAUACAAAGUUAUUAAGUUAAUGGAAAAUUAAUACUUUUCAAAUCAGUAUGUACUGAAAACAUUCCAAAAGUGACGACAUAUGAAACUCCUGAUUUACAAUAUAAAAGGCAAAAUGAAAACUGAUCAUUCCAUAUUAUUCAUUCCUGAAGUAUUUUCUAAAAUUGAUAGUUAUUGACCGGAUCAAAAACUUCAAAUUGUAGGCCUGUAAUGAAAGACUACUACUCAAUUUAUUAUAUGCUUGACAAAAUAUAGUACGUGGAAAUUGAUAUUUGAACAUCGAUACUAAAAAGAGGUAGGUAUGUACUGUUAUACUUCAACUCCUUUUAUAAAUAAAUGAUCAGAUGAAGAGAAGAAUGGGUUAAAAAUGCCCUUUCCUCAUAACUAAGCAUUUUUGUCUAAUAUCCAUAUAAUACAUAGAGUAUGUAAUAAAAAUCCUUGAUCUUAGCUUAUACGUAUUUAUGUAAAAAUGGCUUUUUAUAUGAAUUGACGUGUAAUAGAUGCGGGAUCACAUAAGUCUCAUAAUUCCUUGCCGAACGAAUAUAAACAUUAUGUUUGUGAAAAUAAAGUCGAAAAUUCAGAAACAUCGUCGCAUUAUAUUCAUCGUCAUUAUUUUAAAUGCGACCUUAAAUCAACGCAAAUAAUGUUUUAUUUUCUUCGGCAGAUACUAGUUAGAAAUAAGUGUACAGGAUAAGUAAAAGUAAGUUCGUGUCGAGUAAGAUAAAUACUGUAUAAUACGAUAUAACCUUACCAUAUGUGUCAAAAGUACAAAAUAGUCGUUACCAAAGAGUUAUUCGAUCAUAAUAAUUAUUUUGAGAUUAUUGUCAUUUGUACCAUCAUUUAAACCAGUAAUAUUUAAUAAGCUUAACACAACAACUACCUUAUUCUUCUUGUAAAAAGAUCAAUUUACCUAAAUCGCCAUAGCAGGCUACUUUUGGAAAAGUAUAGCGGAUACAACCAAUUAUAAUCAUGUAAAAAUGUAUGAUUUUGUGUAAAUGUAAUAACAAUAAUAUUAUACAUCGAUAUUUAAUUCUUUUAUUAUAUUUUAGCUCAAUUUAUUACCAUUAUGAGUUUUAAAUGUAUUCUAUGUUAGUAAAUUAAUGUGUAGUGUUGCUAGUAUACAUACUUAAUAGGUAAAUAUAAUUUGUAAAUAAGAAAAAUAUUAUAAACUAUAGUGGGAUUGAUGGUCGUUACUCCCCGCCUUACCCCUCGGCUGGGCAAAGAGCAUUGGGACACCGUUCGUUCAGUAAUUUGCUUCUAAAAAUGAUAAUUAUCGUAAAGUGUAUAUUAGUAGUGCGCUUAAUGAAGUCACAAUUUCAGUUUCUAAGCUUACGCCUAGCACCAAACACUCCUAAUAUCUUAAUCUUUCGUUCUAAGAUAUUGAAUGUCGACGCAACUUAGCAAAAAUAAAACCCUUCUUAGUCGUCGAAUAAAAAGACAAAAGUUCUUAAUAAUGUCACAAAAAUAGGCAUGAAUUGCAACUUUGCUUUUGUUAGUAUAAUUUUAUUUUAAAGCACUUUUUUUAGUGAUAUAAAGAACAAAUGAUAUUUCAGUCUGUAGUAUAAUAAUGUACGUGUAUGAAAAAAAUCCAAAAUAUUAAUUGUAAGGUCAACAGUAGAAAAAAAGACGAAGAAAUGUAGAAUACGGACGAAAAAUAGAUGAUACAAGAUUUUGCAUUGUGUAAAAUAAGACAAAUAAAACUGCAAUAUUAUGCAGUAACAGAGCAGAAAUCCGACACUACUCUUUGGUAUCGUCGUCGGCCAUAACCGUUAUAUUUAUUUCGAUGUAGAAACUCGGAACUUUUCUGAAUGUCUCAUGUUUAGUUACCACCCCAUAUUUUAUUCUCAUCGGUAGUUACAGUGCCAAAUGUCCGUCAUAUAUUCUUGACACAUCCAGCAUUUAAAAUAAUUAUCUAAUUAAUUGAAAUAGCCCAAUAACUCUGAGAUAUUAUACAUUGUACAUGCCUAGGUCAUAUGUUCGUCGACACCAUCCAAAUGUAGAACAUAGUAUUAGAGAAGGUAAGGCCAGCCUUGAUUCAAAGUUUUACCAACCUGUUGUAACUAUGUAAUAUGUAUAUUCUGUAUCGUAGCAAAGGUAUUUUUUUGUAAUAAAAGUAUUUUGUAACCGG